This is a messenger RNA of Caenorhabditis elegans, 1296 nucleotides long. It is a transcript of the gene ntr-1, whose product is annotated as G-protein coupled receptors family 1 profile domain-containing protein. Gene Ontology annotation, biological process: G protein-coupled receptor signaling pathway. The transcript is spliced from 7 exons. Gene Ontology annotation, cellular component: plasma membrane; membrane. The coding region runs from base 37 to 1245 and encodes 402 amino acids. Lineage: Eukaryota; Metazoa; Nematoda; Chromadorea; Rhabditida; Rhabditidae. Gene Ontology annotation, molecular function: G protein-coupled receptor activity. The record is from RefSeq and is marked reviewed.
AGAUUUAUCACGUAAAACCAAAAGACGCCGACAAAAAUGUUAAUGAUGAGCAACAAAAAAUGGAGCGGCCGAAUUGUGGACCCACCGGCUCCGCCUCACGACUUCUUCUCCAAUAUGCCUGCCGACAUUCGCGAGAUGCUCGAGCUACAGGAAAACAUCACCGAUUCUCAGCCGAUGGAUCCGCCAUCGCUAGAGAUCAUGAUGCUCCAUCACCUCAUGAUCAUUCUGGUCACCCUUUUCGGUAACACACUUCUGAUCUAUGUGAUCUACAAGAACAAUGCGGUGCUGAGGCGGAAACGGGUCACUCCCGUGCAGAUGCUAAUGCUUCACAUGUGCGCUGCUGACAUUCUAUUCGCCCUGAUCAGCGUGGGCCCGACUAUGGCCAUCACUGCCACCGUCCCCUUCUUCUACGGCCCAAACCUGCUGUGCAAGCUCACCAAAUUCCUCCAAGUGAUCCCAAUGUACGCCUCAUCCUUCCUGCUCGUGGCGAUCAGCGCGGAUCGAUAUCAAGCCAUCUGCCGUCCGCUUGCCUCUAUGAAAUCAUCCAUCUACAACCGCCCGGCCCUCUACUCCGGAAUUGCCUGGACCGCGGCGAUCCUCUUCAGCACACCUCAACUCUACCUCUUCGAGAAACGAAACGGAGAUUGCUCAGAAAACUACACGACCGCCUUGCAAUACCAGCUCUACGUUUGCUUGUUCAACUCAGUGGUAUGGCUUCUGCCGAGUGCCAUCGCUGGAUGGCUCUACUUAUGCGUGUGUAAAGCGGUGUGGAAGAGCACCUCGUUCAGCAGCUCACUGAGGAAUAAUAUGAAGAAGAUGGAACAUAUGAAGCUGACCGAAAAGAACGGCGGCAUGCAGGCUCACCACAAAGGAGCCACGAUGCAGUGCGUCGAGUUGGAUCGAAGGAGAGUUCAGACCGUGAAGCUCACGUUGACAAUUGUCGCCGCGAACUUUGUGCUCUGGGCUCCGUUUUGCAUCACUUCGGUGAUUGAUGCCGUGUGGCCAACGGCGAUAAACUCCACAUUCGCCACAUACAUCAUGUUCUUCGGCAACCUGAACAGCUGCAUGAACCCCUGGCUAUGGUUCCAUUUCAACCGGAAACAAUUGAAACGCGCAUGCCCGUGCCGAAAAUCCUCGGAACCCCUUAUCCAAUCUCGACCCGGCGGUGGAGCCGAAGAGGAUCAUGCUCCGACAGAGUUUACUAUGGAGAUGGCUGUGAACUCGGAAUCCAAUCGUUCUGAUUAAUUUAUCAACUAUUUAUUUUUCUCACCCAUAUCAAUAAAACAUAUUUGUCAA